UCUUAACUUUUACUCUGAAGGGAUUGAUUUUUACUUCCGGGUGGCCUCAGCCGUCUCUGCGUACUUAUUGCACGCUCGCUUUUCCACUUUGACUCUUCUAUUCUCUUGCAGCCUGCAGACUUCUGCUUCCAACUUCUUUCGCGCUUUACGUCAAGACAGUCAUUUGUCUCAAACACCAUGUCUGCUGGAAACGCUAAGAUUGGCUUCCCUGCCCCAAACUUCAAAGCCACAGCUGUAGUUGAUGGACAGUUCAAGGACAUCCAGCUGUCAGACUACAAAGGGAAAUAUGUAGUUUUCUUUUUCUACCCCCUGGAUUUCACAUUUGUGUGCCCCACUGAAAUUGUGGCCUUCAGCGACAGGGUAGAGGAGUUCCGCAACAUCGGCUGUGAGGUUAUUGGCUGCUCCGUGGACUCUCACUUCUCUCACUUGGCAUGGGUCAACACACCAAGAAAACAGGGAGGUCUGGGUAACAUGAAAAUCCCCCUGGUAUCGGACCUCAGCAAGUCAAUCUCCAAAGAGUAUGGUGUGCUGAAGGAAGAUGAGGGCAUCUCAUUCAGGGGUCUCUUUGUGAUUGAUGACAAGGGCGUCUUGAGGCAGAUCACCAUUAACGACUUGCCUGUGGGUCGUUCUGUGGACGAGACUCUGCGCCUGGUUCAAGCCUUCAAGCACACAGACAAAUAUGGAGAGGUGUGUCCUGCUGGCUGGAAACCCGGGAGCGACACGAUCGUCCCCGACGUCGAGAAGAGCAAAGCAUUCUUCUCCAAGCAGUAAAUGUGAACGUCUCCUACUCUGCUGUUUUCCUCAACAUAGCACUUGACCUCAGAUGAGAGGGAUGCCUAUAAAGCAGUAUCAUCACGUCCAGACUAACCUGUUAAAACACACCUCAGCUUCAUGUAGGGGGGAGGAAAUGUUUGGUUUUGGGGGGGUUUUUUGUUUUCAUGUCCAGUGUACAAACUUUUGGGUAACCUCAUCGUCUUGAUCACUGAAAGUAUAGUUUUGUUGUUCCUUUUUCAAAGAAAGCACUGAAAUUUGUUUCCUGGCUGUUAAUAAUUUGCUACCAUCUUUAUUAAAACAUGGAGGAAAGUUA
This is a messenger RNA of Haplochromis burtoni (Burton's mouthbrooder), 1087 nucleotides long. RefSeq names its product peroxiredoxin-1. Gene Ontology annotation, molecular function: thioredoxin peroxidase activity. Bases 178 to 771 code for a protein of 197 amino acids. The record is from RefSeq and is a predicted model, not a curated record. Gene Ontology annotation, biological process: response to oxidative stress; removal of superoxide radicals; leukocyte activation. Gene Ontology annotation, cellular component: cytosol. The transcript has 6 exons. NCBI's taxonomy places the organism in Eukaryota, Metazoa, Chordata, Actinopteri, Cichliformes, Cichlidae.